This is a messenger RNA of Penicillium subrubescens, 951 nucleotides long. RefSeq lists its product as uncharacterized. The record is from RefSeq and is a predicted model, not a curated record. Lineage: Eukaryota; Fungi; Ascomycota; Eurotiomycetes; Eurotiales; Aspergillaceae. The transcript is spliced from 3 exons. Bases 1 to 951 code for a protein of 316 amino acids. Gene Ontology annotation, molecular function: oxidoreductase activity, acting on the CH-OH group of donors, NAD or NADP as acceptor. Gene Ontology annotation, cellular component: cytoplasm.
AUGGCCCUCUCAGUCAAAGGAAGAACCGCCAUAAUUACUGGCGCAGGCUCUGGAAUCAACUUUGCCUACGCCAAAUUGCUGAUAGAAAAUGGAUGCAAUGUGCUAAUUGCGGACUUGGCCCUGCGACCUGAGGCCAAGGCCUUGGUUGAGACAUACUCCACUGGGUCGCCGCGAGCCAUCUUCCAGGAGACCGACGUGUGCGAUUGGUUGCAGCUAGAGCGCAUGUUCGAAGUGGCCGAGAGAGAACUUGGUGAAAUCGACAUUGUCUGCCCUGGUGCUGGAGUCUACGAACCACACUGGAGCAACUUCUGGCGCCCGCCUGGCUCGGCGCCCAGCAAAGACGCGCGUGAUGGUGGCCGUUAUGCCCUGGUGGAUAUCAACAUUACACACCCCAUCCGCACAUCGCAGCUUGCAAUUGCGCACUUUUUGAAGAACCGCAACAAUGGUCGCCCGAAGCAUCUCGUCCACAUCUCUAGUAUCGCUGGUCAGAAUCCCGCCAUGGCGGCGCCGAUCUAUGUCGCGACGAAACAUGCCAUUAACGGGCUGGUGCGAUCGCUAAGCAAGCUCGACCGGCUUGGCAUUCGUGUCACGGCCGUGGCGCCGGGUGUCAUCAAGACGCCGCUGUGGACCGACCAUCCUGAAAAAUUGAAGAUGGUAAACGACGGCGCAGAUGAAUGGGUAACGCCAGAAGAAGUCGCAGAGGUUAUGAUGGCGCUCGUGCAGCAGGACCAGGUGAGCGAGAUUAUUGGGGAUCGGUCCGGCAAGGGUCAGCAGUAUAGGGUUGUAGGAGGAACGAUUCUCGAAGUAUCGAAGACAGUGCGUGAAGUCAAUGUAUUCAACGAUCCAGGCCCUGGGGACCGGCCAGGCAACACGGCGUCCGACCACGGAGCAGUCGAGGAGGAAAGUUUCCGACUUUUGUUGCAGGAGGGAUGGGGACAAGCCAAGCUGUAG